Cyclopterus lumpus (lumpfish) is the source of this 7279-nucleotide messenger RNA. It is a transcript of the gene heatr1, whose product is annotated as HEAT repeat containing 1. The record is from RefSeq and is a predicted model, not a curated record. Gene Ontology annotation, molecular function: snoRNA binding. The coding region runs from base 162 to 7142 and encodes 2326 amino acids. The transcript is spliced from 44 exons. Gene Ontology annotation, cellular component: small-subunit processome; t-UTP complex; 90S preribosome. NCBI's taxonomy places the organism in Eukaryota, Metazoa, Chordata, Actinopteri, Perciformes, Cyclopteridae. Gene Ontology annotation, biological process: positive regulation of transcription by RNA polymerase I; maturation of SSU-rRNA from tricistronic rRNA transcript (SSU-rRNA, 5.8S rRNA, LSU-rRNA).
AUCGCUCGGAACGAGGUUAGGGCUUCACACGUGUGUUUGUUGGAGUUCCAGAAAACAGGUCGGAAGGUGUUCCUUCUUUGUGUAUCAAUAACUUAAUUGAUUUCUGAUCACCGUAAUAUCGUUCCGGUGGGUUUGAGUUCGGUGUCGCGAGACGGACCGCCAUGACGUCAUUGGCCCACCAGCUGAGGAGGCUCGCGCUGCCUCAGAGCGACCCCAACCUGCUGACCCGCAGCGAGGUGGCCUCGCUCCUCUUCGACCCCAAAGAUGCCGUUUCCAUGGACAGGAGCACCUUCUACGCCCUCGGCUGCACGGGGCUGGAGGAGCUGAUGGGAAUCGAACCCGCCUUCCUGGAGUUCCAGGACACCCUGUUCAGCCGGGCCUCGCUGACCCUGGAGCGCAGCGUCCAGUCCAAGGAGGUCAACGAGAAGCUGGACGCCGGCAUCUCGCUCUUCCUCGCCCGCCUCUCGCCGUACUUCCUCCUGAAGCCGGCGCACAAGUGCCUCGAGUGGCUGGUCCACCGCUUCCACGUGCAGCUCUACAACGCCGACGCUCUGCUGCGCUGCUCGCUGCCGUUCCACGACACCAACGUGUUCGUCAGAGUGCUGCAGCUGCUGCACAUCAGGGACGCCGCCGCCCGCUGGGGCUGGCUGCUCGGCCCGCAGAAAGCCGGCGUGCCGCUCUCCAGAGGCGCUCUUGUCGCUCACUGCUACUCAGACCUGAGCUUCAUGGACUUCAUCUGCUCGCUGGUCACCGGCUCUGUGCAGGCGUACUCUGGGCGCUCUGGAAGUUGCUCCCAGCUCAGAGUGAUCUUCUCCUUCUACGCCUCCACCAUCGUCUCUGCUCUGGGCGCUGUGGAGAAAGUGUCCGACGCCAUCAUCUCCAAACUGCUGCCCUUUGUUCAUAAGGGUCUGAAGUCGUCUCUGACGGACUACAAAGCCGCCACCUUGAUGAUCGUGUGCCAGCUGGCGGUGAAGGUGACGAUGGAGGCGAGUCUGGUCGAUAUCCUCGCCGCACACGUCGCCAAGUCUCUGCUCGGGGAACCCGUGUUGGCCAAGGAGGGUCUGGGCUGCCUCGUGGUGCUGCUUCAGAACCAGAAGGAGGGCUCCGCCGGGCCCAGGGCGUCCGUGUCUCUGAGCUCCGUGCCGGCGCUCGCCUCCACGCUGCAGGCGAUGGCGGCGGCUCACGAUGUCGCUCCUCUGCUGCGCUACCUGCUGCCGCACCUGAUCCACGCCGCCUUCACCUGCCGCUCAGGUGAGACGCAGAAGGACCAGCUCGCCGUGUUGGAGGCGGUCCUGAAGUCCGUCCCUCUGACCAACGGCCUGGACCGCACCGUGGCUCGGUGGAUUUUGGACGGGUACCUGCGUCAGACCGAACUCUCUGCUGACGACUCGUCGGCCUUCGACCGCCGCCUCCUUCCUCUGGUCCGACUGUUCGAGUCCAGAUACUGCGCCGCUCUGGACGGCGUGCUCGCCGGUCACGUGACCGCCGACGGCGAGAAGCGUCUCUACCACCAGUUCCUCAGUCUGUCCGUGAGCAGUGGGAAACACCAGAUGCUGGGCGACUCAGACACGUCGCUGCUCCUCAGUCUGAAGCACCCGCAACCUUCAGUCAGAGUGUCGGCCCUGGAGCACCUGGUGGGCGUCAUCGCCUCGGCACAGCAGAGUUUAGACAAAACGUUUCUGAAAGACGCUGUCAUGGAGCGACUGAAGGACGACGUGCCCGAGGUCGUGUCCGCUGCUCUCAAAGUCCUGGAGGUGCUGCUUGACGUGUUGGACCCUGACGACGUUGUGUUGUCUUUACUGUCGCUGCUGCACAGAGCCGACCUGUCGGUGGCCGAGAGCUGGCUGCCGGUACUGACGGAGGCGGUGCGUUUACUGUCCGACCCCCGGCUGGGAAAAGGGGACGCCGAGCUGCUGCAGAAGGCGGGCUGGAGGCUGCUGCCCCUCCUGGUGAUCACCUCCUCCGCCGAGCUCCGCUUCGCCUCCUGCGUCGCCCGCUGCUCCGUCGUCUGCCGGCACCCGCUCACCCAGAACUGGGCUCAAGAGCUGGAAGAGGUGAUGAAGAGGAGCAGCGAACCCGACUUCCUGGGUUUGGCCAACGAGCGGCUCGUCUCCACGUUGACCAAGAACCUGACGAGCAUGGAGCUCUUCUCCAGGCGGGACGCCCUGGAGCAGCUGGCUCUGUCGGUGGAGCGGCAGCGGGGCCCCGGGCUCCGAGCCAGGGCCUCCUUCCCGGUGCUGACCCAGACGCUGCUGCUGGGCCUGGGGGGGCUCAGCGAGACCCAGCACCUGCUCACCGCCCAGCGCGUCUACGCGCUGCUGGAGGCGCCGCUGAUGGAGGUCAUCGGGGCCGCCGCCGCGCAGGAAGAUGGCCGCUGUGUCUCCGACGCCCCCUCCUCCUUCUCUGGAGCCCUGACUCUGUACCUGAGCAGGUGUGGGCAGCAGCCAGGUGAGCGGCUGGACAGAGAGUUCAGCUUCGUCCUGAUCGCUCUGCUCAGAGACUUCAUCUGCUCCCUCAGGUGUCACGACGCCUCCUUCAAAGGUGACGUGUGGUGGAACCCGGAGAAGCUGGACACAAACACCUGUUGUUAUCUGGGGCUCACCUGCCGCCUCUUCAGUGUCAUCAUCAGAGGCGCCGGCGAGGGUCCGGCUUCUGGUAGCUUCAGAGACUUAAUGAAGCUGCUCAUCAAGGUUCACCUGUGCGAGCCGCCGAUGCUCUUCCGCUUCCUGUGCGUGCUGUGGGGCUAUGGCAGUAACCACGGCGACCAGCUGGACGUGAAGGUGGGCGCCGUCCUGCAGACCCGGGCGCUGUAUGUGGGCGGAGCUGUCCUGAGCGCCCAGCCGUCCACCAUGCUGGAGCAGCUGGCUGCCGCCGACUCACCUGUGGUCCCGUCCUUGCUCUGCUGUCUCACCUCUCCGGUUCGGGAGGUCCGGAGGGCGGCGCUCGGCACUCUGAGCAGCCUAUCGGGAGCCGGCGCGUCUCCCUUCAGGCCAAUCACAGAGAGGCUUCUGAAGAACUCGGAGGAGAUCAUCGCCGACCCGUCGUACCUGAGCCAGGCUCUCGGCGUGCUGCAGGAGGAGUCUGUGAAAGCGAAGCGGCUGCGGUCGUCUCUCCAGCAGCUGCUUCAGAGCGCCGGGACUCCCGGCUGCCCGUCCUACAGCGCCUGCAGCCUGCUGCGAGCGCUGAGCCACGCCAACGGGCCGGCCGUCCUGUCCGAGCUGCUUCCGGUUCUGGAUCGGCUCCUGGAGCAGAGCGGCCCCGACACCCCCAGCCUGCUGCGGUCCGAGGCCCAGCUGAUGCACCUCGUCCUGGGGAAGUACAACGAGGCGUCGGCGCCCCUGCUGGCCGAGAACCAGAACUGUUUGGACCUGUUUGUCAGAGCUCUGAGGAACUCAACCCAGCCGCACCCCGACAUCCCCAGCUGCCAGAUCAUCGCCCUGGAACAGAUGACGAAGCCGUUCUUCUCGGCCCUCGGAGGAGAGGCGGUGCAGCAGAAGCUUCUGUCGGCCAUGUUGGACGUGCUGCUGGAGAGCCGGAGUCCUCUGGUGACCGACACCGUGCGCAGCGUCUUUAAAGGGAUGGCGGUUGACGGCCAGCUGGUGGCCAAUGAGCUCGCUCCACCUGAGAAACCCAAAGUGAGCGUGACGGUGCAGCAGAGCCGCCGGAGCCGGAUGAGUCAGAGGAAGCCCGUGGAGGCCGGCGAUGGCGGUCCAGCAGGGGGCGCUGUGUCGUGGCAGAGAGUCACGCUGAUCCUGGAGCUGCUGCAGCACAAGAAGAAGCUGAAGAGGGCCCAGACGUUGGUGCCGGUUCUGUUCGCUCUGCUCGCCAGCAGACGUGGUGACAGUGAGGCUAACGCUAACCGUGCCCCGUGCUCCAGGAGUCUGGAUCCGUGUCCGGCCGAUCACACCAACAUGGAGUACACCAAGCAGCUGCUGCUCGGCUGCCUGCUCAACGUGUGCCACCGGCUGAGUCCUGCAGGGGGCGCUGUGGGUCCCGACCUUCUGGAUGAAGACAAGUUCAGCGUGGAGCUCGUGGUCCAGUGCAUCCGAGCAUCCGACGUGCCGCAGACGCACCACCACGCCCUGCUGCUGCUCGGCGCCGCCGCCGCCAUCUUCCCCGAGAAGGUGUUGCUCAACAUCAUGCCCAUCUUCACCUUCAUGGGAGCCAACAUCAUGCGACUGGACGACGCCUACAGCUUCAGAGUCAUCGACCAGACGGUGCAGAUGGUGAUUCCUGCUCUGAUCCAGGUGAGAGAGACGGGGACCUCCACCGGGUGGAGACGGGGACCUCCACCGGGUGGAGACGGGGACCUCCACCGGGUGGAGACGGGGUACCUCCUGGAGACGGGGUACCUCCACCGGGUGGAGACGGGGUACCUCCUGGAGACGGGGUACCUCCACCGGGUGGAGACGGGGUACCUCCUGGAGACGGGGACCUCCACCGGGUGGAGACGGGGUACCUCCUGGAGACGGGGACCUCCACCGGGUGGAGACGGGGUACCUCCUGGAGACGGGGACCUCCACCGGGUGGAGACGGGGACCUCCACCGGGUGGAGACGGGGUACCUCCACCGGGUGGAGACGGGGUACCUCCUGGAGACGGGGACCUCCACCGGGUGGAGACGGGGACCUCCACCGGGUGGAGACGGGGUACCUCCUGGAGACGGGGACCUCCACCGGGUGGAGACGGGGUACCUCCUGGAGACGGGGACCUCCACCGGGUGGAGACGGGGACCUCCACCAGCUGGAGACGGGUCCAUCACCUUCUCCUCUUUCUCCUCCUCCUCCUCAGGCCCACCAGCUCUCUGACGGCACCUCCUCCUCUCACGUGGUCGCGGUGGUCACUCGGAUCCUUCACGUGUUCGCCGACGCUCUUCCUCACGUGCCGGAUCACCGGCGGCUGCCCAUCCUCAGUCAGCUGGUGACCACGCUGGGCCCCGCCCGCUUCCUCUGGGUCCUAAUGCUCCUCCUGUUUAAGCUGCACGCCACGCAGACCGCCACCUCCACGAGCGAGAAGGACGCCGCUCUGGAGAGAGACGUGGACUUCUGGGUCUCUCUCUGCUGCGAGUUCAAGGUGAGCGAGCAGCUCUCCUCCCUCAUCAGCAUCCUCCUCUUCCUCCUGAAGCUGCCCGACGACAAGCACGACGCUCCGGUGACGCGUCGGCCGGAACCCAAGAAGGAGGUGGAGGAGGAGGUGGAGGAGCUGAUCUUCAGCCUGGAGGCUCACAGCAGCAAAGAGCUGAGGCACUUCCAGUUCCUCUCCGUGUCCUUCAUGGCUCAGCUGCUCGGCUCGGCCGGCUUCAUCGGGAAGGUGGCGGACGGAGCCGACGCCGUGGACGAGUCUCUGCAGCAGAGGCUGCUGGAGGAGAUCCUGCGCUACAUCCACGCCGUCGCUCGCCGCGCGGAGGACAACGCCGACAAACCCACCGCCAAGUUCUGGAGGGUUCUGCUCAACAAGGCCUACGAAGUCCUGGAUAAGGUGAACUCCUUGUUGCCCACGGAUACCUUCAUCACGGUGAUGAGGGGGCUGAUGGGUAAUGAGCUGGCGUCCGUCAGAAGGAAGGCGAUGGAGCUGCUGAACAACAAACUGCAGCACCGGACUCAGUGGGAGGACCGACAGGUCACUGUGCUCCUACAGCUGACCGGCGACCUCCUGAGCAUUGUGGGUAAAAGCAGUGGCGAGGUGAUGGAGCGGGAGGCGGAGCACGCCAUCAACCGUCAGACGGCGCUCUACAGCCUCAAGCUGCUCUGUCGCAGCUUUGGCUCCGCCCACCAGGAGGCAUUCGUCCCCGUCCUGCAGCGGGCGGUCGACAUCGCCGCGGCGCCGGAGGAGGAGAAGAACGUGACGGGCAGCGCUCUGCUCUGCAUCGCCGAGGUGGUCGGCGCGCUGAAGGCCCUCGCCAUCCCACACUUACCCAGGUUGAUGCCGGCGGUGCUGAACACGCUGACGGACAGGAAGGAGCUGCUGACCAAUGAGAUCUACCUGCUGAGCGCCGUCACCGCCCUCCAGCGCGUCACCGAGACGCUGCCUCACUUCAUCAGCCCGUACCUGCAGGACACCACCUCACAGGUGUGUCGGCUGACUCGGCUGCUGGAGUCUUCCUCGUCCUCUUCCUCGGCCGCCACUCAGCUGUCCACGCGCCUCGCCUCCCUCAGGAGCACCCUCGCCACCCGGCUGCCCCCCAGGGUCCUACUGCCCACCGUCACCAGGUGCUACGGCAGCAUGGUGGUCGACAGAAAGCGCCAGCUGGGGGCGCUGAUGAGCAUCUUGAAGGAACACAUCACUCACAUGGAGAAGGACCAGCUGAGCUUCCACCAAUCAGAGCUCACAUCCUUCUUCCUCUGCGCCCUGGACUUCAGAGCCGAACACUGUCAGGGCGAUCUGCAGAAGACGUCAGAGGUCGAAGGUCAUGUGAUCGACUGUCUGCUCUCGAUGGUGAUGAAGCUGUCGGAGGUCACGUUCAGGCCGCUGUUCUUCAAGCUGCUGGACUGGAGUAAACUCGGCCGUGAGCGCCUGCUGACGUUCUGCCGGCUGUCGGACGUCUUCGCCGACAGACUCAAAGGCCUCUUCGUGCUGUUCGCCGGCAAUCUGGUGACCGGCUUCGUAGACCUGCUGAGGCAGACCAACGGCUCCAAGACAGAUGAGUCUCUGUUCGACUCCAAGGUGAAAACCAAUCAGCUGCUCCGGUUCGUCCUCGACUGUCUCUUUAAGAUCUUCAUGUUCGACACUCAGAAGUUCGUCAGCAGAGAACGAGGCGACGCCCUGAUGAGCCCUCUGGUGGACCAGCUGGAGAACACCGUGGGAGGAGACCAGGUGUACCAGCAGCUGGUGACCCAGCACCUGGUUCCCUGUGUGGGUCAGUUCUCUGUGGCGCUGGCUGACGAGUCUCAGUGGAAAACCCUCAACUACCAGAUCCUCCUGAAGACCAGACAUCCCGACUCCAAGGUGCGUUUCUCCUCUCUGUUGAUGUUGAUGGAGUUGGCGUCCAAACUGAAGGAGAACUACAUGGUUCUUCUCCCAGAGACCAUCCCCUUCCUGGCUGAGCUGAUGGAGGAUGACUGUGAGGAGGUGGAGCAGCAGGUCCAGAAGGUGGUGCAGGAGAUGGAGAAGAUCCUGGGAGAACCGCUUCAGAGCUAUUUCUAACACACACACUUAUGUACACACACACAUGCUCACACAUUUGUGUACACUCACACACUGAUCAGAUAAAGUUGAUACACGAGUUUUAACAUUGAGACAUUUUUUCUGAACUUUGUACUUUUUUUCCUCGUAUAUAAAAA